GGCAGUCACCUUGAUAUCCUCGUGUUCACUCGCAAUCAACUGCUGCGCACCCGCCUAGGGCAAAUGGUCCCUAAAACAAAGCGUGGGCUUGUCAAGCUUCUCGGCGCCCUCUCUUUUCUUGUCCUUCUGCCUGUGAAUCGGUUUGGACACUUUUGCACCCUGGACUAUGGGCAGUCAUCUAUUCGUUUUGUCCAUGCACCGUCUACUGAUGACCAAACAAAGUCCAAAGCUGCCUGGGAUGGUGGUGUUCGCUUACAGCGUGUUAGCAAUUGCCUAAGUCAGGGUAAUGAUUUGACAUUGGUUGUCAUUGACUGGCAGCCUGCGCCUGAGAAGCCUGGUGGUCGCCCUGUCGAUGAACCGCCUACAGAGGACUGCUUGAAGAUUCCUGGUCUGGCUGACUGCGGCGUAAUCGUUCCUGAGUUCAUGGGUUAUACGCAGAGAUACGUUGUGUUUAAGAACUUGUUUGAGCCAAUGUACCGCGUUGUGGACAAGAUUAACAGGUGGAGAGCCAUUGUGUGCAAGGCCACAAAAGUCGAACCCUCGGCCCACCUGAACUCUCCACUGCCUUCCACCAGAACCCUCACACCAAGCGCCGCUCGGAGUCAUCUUAGCCUGCUGAACCAGGAAAUCCAUUGAAGCGGCAUUAAAUUAGCA
Linderina pennispora is the source of this 654-nucleotide messenger RNA. RefSeq lists its product as uncharacterized. The transcript has 2 exons. Bases 64 to 636 code for a protein of 190 amino acids. The record is from RefSeq and is a predicted model, not a curated record. Lineage: Eukaryota; Fungi; Kickxellomycota; Kickxellomycetes; Kickxellales; Kickxellaceae.